AUGAUUGAUACUUGGGAUAUUUACUAUGCCAUACUUAGUUCGAGGAAGCAUGACUCUGAAUUGUUUAAGGAAUGGAAAAGUAAACUUGAUGUUGAUCGUUUGAUCAAUGACUUGAGAUUGAUUCUCAGCAAGGAUCGUCCGCCCACAUACCAUCUACAAGGAGAGGACAAGGAGUUUCGUGAUCAGUGGCAUACCGCGGAAUGUCAUCUCAAGGGCUUCCUUUUAGCCGGUGUUGGCAAUGCCCUUGAGAGGUUUGACAAACCCAAAAGGCCGUUGGUCAACAAGCCCAAGUGGUUUGAAGAAAAGUCCUCUAAGGUAAGAGCUGGUCGCGCUGUGGAGCAUUUAAGGAGUGAGGUAUUGGAAGAGGGCCAUGAUGUGGGCAAAUACGUCCUAGUCAUGCAUGGCUAUUUCCAUGAACUUCUAUUAUCGGGGGGAAAGUUGACCCAGAAACCCAGAAGAUAA
Molecule: messenger RNA, 462 nt
Organism: Salvia hispanica
Lineage: Eukaryota; Viridiplantae; Streptophyta; Magnoliopsida; Lamiales; Lamiaceae
Source: RefSeq, a predicted model, not a curated record